Molecule: messenger RNA, 660 nt
Organism: Somion occarium
Lineage: Eukaryota; Fungi; Basidiomycota; Agaricomycetes; Polyporales; Cerrenaceae
Source: the annotation of a GenBank genome assembly
GCGAAAUUCACACCUAUCAUCUCAACCUCGACUUUCCUCUCGGCGGAUAUUCAUUACAAUGGGCGGAGGUUCUAGGUUUCCUUAUCCCAAGGAGGUGUGGUCGCCAGCGGGCGGAUGGUGGACCAGGCCUUCGAAUUGGAAGUCGAACACUGCGAUUGCAUUCGCUGGUAUCCUCGUCAUUACAUAUGGAGCAUUCGCCUUCUGCGCUGAUCGAGAGUGGAGGUAUGUCGAGCCGGCGCGUCCAAUCCCCUCGAUGAAGUCUAUACCAUGCAGUGGUCAAAGCAGUACAAAGAUAGACAAUCCGAGUCAACUCAAGAGGAGCAUAGCUAGACCUUUCCACGCUCUUCUGUCUUUUCUCAAUCGCACGAUGAUAAAACACCGAAUUUAAUUUCGAUCUUGCGUAUCACUAUCAAGUCAGCAAUUGCUAUACAGGACCCAGCCUUCUGGCCAGGCUAUUCUUGCUCAAUUUCUCAUGCCGACAUUGUGGAGUCACUACUUUCUAUCAUUCUGUAUGAACUUACUAGAAAGUGGUCAAAGUCCGCGGCAUGCAGGGUACCUUUUCUGAACCUUCACCAUGAGAUCAAUGAAUAUGCGAUCGAGGGGACUAAGUUCGUGAAUGGUGUUUCUACCCUUAUCUUUCCCCUCCAUUGUGAGUUCAAA